This is a messenger RNA of Microcebus murinus (gray mouse lemur), 3601 nucleotides long. It is a transcript of the gene SLC34A3, whose product is annotated as solute carrier family 34 member 3. NCBI's taxonomy places the organism in Eukaryota, Metazoa, Chordata, Mammalia, Primates, Cheirogaleidae. Gene Ontology annotation, biological process: sodium-dependent phosphate transport; intracellular phosphate ion homeostasis. The record is from RefSeq and is a predicted model, not a curated record. Gene Ontology annotation, molecular function: sodium:phosphate symporter activity. Gene Ontology annotation, cellular component: apical plasma membrane; vesicle; brush border.
AAUUGGCAGGACAGGGCAGGGCAGGCAACAGGCUGGGCAGCGUGGCCUGGGGAGAGGGGCCUCUGCCUGCGCCCCUCUGCUGGCCACCACCUGCCCUGAAGCCAGAACUGAACUGGCUGAGCUCAGGGCUGGGCGCCUUCCCUGGCUACACGAGAAAGCACCUCCUCCCCACCCACCCGGUGCAAGGGGCUUCCCUGCCACCUUCUGUCAGGGGCAGGGACUACCACAAGAAGGUCUCCAAGGCUCUGCAGAAUGGGCACAGUGGCGGGCAGACUUUGUCCAGGGGCCCCUGGGUGGCCCCAGCCCGCGCAGCAGCAUCCUGCCCUGCACGGGGGUGGAGUGUCCAGUAGCUCACAGGGACGCCUCCUCAUGGGUGUCCAGGACGGAGAGCCGGCGCCCAGCCCAGCAACACCCCUGGCCUGAUGCGGAGCCCGUCCCUGGGAGAGACCCCACUCCAACCACACCGGGCUGAGUCAGACUCGGAGCUCCUAGCCACAAGGUGACCCAGGCCUGAGCGAGGCCCAGGGGCCUCGGGGCCAGGGGGUAUCCCCUCGGGGGCCUCAGCUCCUGGGUAAACAUUAAUGGGGCUCGAUACACAGCAGGUCACGUGCACGCUCAGGGGAUCUUUGACCUGCAGCUGCUCCUCCCUGCAGGUGUCCCCUCACCACCCACACAGGUAGGAGCUCCCAGAACCAGGCUGGGCCCAGGGACCCUUAGGUGACAUUGAGGCCAGGGCCAGGUGACCUCCAGGCCCAGGGCUCAGGCCCCAUCCUGAGCCUCCAGGGCCCAAGGGCAAGAGAGACCAGUCUGGCAGCAGGCAGAAGGGAGGGGAGGCACUGCGGACCCCUGACUUACGCCCAGGGUGCUGGGAGGGCGUCUAGGCAGAGGGCUCAGACGGGGUGGGGGUCCUGACCCAGUGGGCUGCAGAGGCAGAUGCUGCCGGGAGAGGAGCCUGGAGGUGGGGGCCCAACCCCCCACCCUGCUCCUCAUCAGUGGGGGUUGGGGCCCUUAUCAGGCCAAGAUGUCACCCUUUGGUAUCAAAUGCCAAAGUCUAAGCUGGGACUACCAGCAGCGUCCCCGGUGAUACCGGAUAGGAGAGGUCCCUGGGUUCCCCAGCUCACUGCCAUUUCCAGCCGCCCCCCAGCACCCUGUGCCCUCGGCCACCCGCCAGGCCUUCGUCCAGCCGGGACCAGCAAGGGAGCUGGGGAGUCAGGGUCCCCUCAAAUCUGUCCUCUGAAACAGGAUGGGACUUGCCUGACAAGCCUGAGGUCAUUGUAGCCAUCCUCCUGUGGAUGGGGGAAGCCGGGAGGUCACCAAGGCCCUCAGGGGGUGUGGCAAAGGUCUCAGAGGGCCCCUGGACCUGGAACCUGAAUUCAGUCUGCCUGCCAGAGUUGGGGCAGGAGAGGUCUCUGACUUUGCGUGUCCCCAGCAGAUAGGGCUCGGGCCUGGGUCUGUCUCUGCCUGAAAUCCAUGCCGAAUUUCCCCACUGGUGGCCAGGUGCCCCACCCCACUCUGGACACAGUUGACCUGGUGGACCAGAGUCUGAGAAAUGCAGGGAACACCUAUCCUGCCCCAGUCUUGGAGGAAGGGGACACUGACCCCUGGGCCCUCCCUCAGCUGAAGGACACUGGCCAGUCCUGGAAAGAGCUCAGUGUGGUCAGCAGGCUGCGCCAGGUGGUCACCAGCCUCCUCCAGGCCUGUGGGCUCCUUGGCAGCCUGUACUUCUUCAUCUGCUCCCUGGACACCCUCAGCUCUGCCUUCCAGCUGCUGGGCAGCAAAGUGGCCGGAGACAUCUUCAAGGACAACGUGGUGCUGUCCAACCCCGUGGCUGGACUGGUCAUCGGCGUGCUGGUCACAGUCCUGGUCCAGAGCUCCAGCACGUCCUCCUCCAUCGUGGUCAGCAUGGUGGCCUCCAAGUUGCUGACCGUCCAGGCGUCUGUGCCUGUCAUCAUGGGUGUCAACGUGGGCACAUCCAUCACCAGCACCCUGGUCUCAAUGGCCCAGUCGGGGGAACGAAAUGAGUUUCGGAGGGCCUUCAGCGGCUCGGCCGUGCACGGCAUCUUCAACUGGCUCACGGUGCUGAUCUUGCUGCCGCUGGAGAGCGUGGCAGCCGUGCUGGAGCGGCUCAGCGAGCUGGCCCUGGGCCCUGCCCGCCUGCAGCCCCAGGUGCAGGCACCCGACAUCCUCAAGGUGCUGACCCAGCCACUCACACACCUCAUCGUGCAGCUGGACACCAGUGUGAUCGUGGGCAGUGCCACGGGCCAGGCCACCAACGGCAGCCUCAUUAAGCGAUGGUGCAGCGCCGGAGAGCAGGCGAUCCAGGGGAACAGCAGCGGAUGUGGCGCCUUCAGCCCCUGCGCUGAUAGGAACAGUUCGGCCGCCGAGGACAGGCUGCGCUGCCGCCACCUGUUUGCGGGCACGGCGCUCACGGACGCGGCCGUGGGUUGCAUCCUGCUGGCCGGCUCCCUGCUGGUGCUCUGCACCUGCCUGGUCCUCAUCGUCAAGCUGCUCAACUCCGUGCUGCGGGGCCGCGUCGCCCAGGCGGUGCGGACGGUCGUCAACGCCGACUUCCCCUUCCCCUUCGGCUGGCUCAGUGGUUACCUGGCCAUCCUUGUGGGCGCCGGCCUGACCUUCGUGCUCCAGAGCAGCAGCGUCUUCACAGCAGCCAUCGUGCCCCUCAUGGGGGUCGGAGUGAUCAGCCUGGAGCGGGCGUACCCCCUCUUCCUGGGCUCCAACAUUGGCACCACCACCACGGCCCUGCUGGCUGCCCUGGCCAGCCCAGCAGACAUGAUGCUCAGCGCUGUCCAGGUUGCCCUCAUCCACUUCUUCUUCAACCUAGCUGGUAUACUGCUGUGGUACCUGGUGCCCGCCAUGCGGCUGCCCAUCCCACUGGCCAAGCGCUUUGGGGACCUGACUGCCCGCUACCGCUGGGUAGCCAUCGCCUACCUGCUGCUCAGCUUCCUGCUGCUGCCCCUAGCGGCCUUUGGGCUCUCCCUGGCUGGGGGUGUGGUGCUGGCCUCAGUUGGGGGUUCCCUGGUGGGGCUAGUGCUCCUCGUCGUCCUUAUCAAUGUCCUGCAGCGGCACCGGCCGGCCUGGCUGCCCCGCCGCCUGCGGUCCUGGGCCUGGCUGCCCCUCUGGCUCCACUCUCUGGAGCCCUGGGACCGCCUGGUGAUGCGCUGCUGCCCCUGCAGGGUCUGCAGCCCCGCAGAGGCCACUGACAAAGAUGCCCACUGCUAUGAGAACCCCGAGGUCCUGGCUUCUCAUCAGCUGUGAGUGGUGGGCUCCACAGCGGACCACCCUAGCCCUCACCGGCCAGCCUACCCAGUUUCUUUCCCCUGGGGGGCGGUUCCUAGCAGCAGCGGACGUUUGCAUCACCUGCUUUCCCUUCUGUGCAAAUAAAUCCGGCUGUUACCCCGUGUGGCGGCGUCCACUGCCCGACAGGGGAUGCGGGAAGGGCCGAGCGCUGCGCCCUGGGGACGCUUGGGGCGGCUGGCGCAGGGUGGCGGAAGUGGCCUCGAGCGCCGGCGGGGCGGCGGCGCGUUUCCGGCCCCUCGGCUCGGAGGGCUGGAAGGAACCGCGGGUCGCGGGGUCCAGUCCCCAG